Numida meleagris (helmeted guineafowl) is the source of this 8271-nucleotide messenger RNA. It is a transcript of the gene KNL1, whose product is annotated as kinetochore scaffold 1. Lineage: Eukaryota; Metazoa; Chordata; Aves; Galliformes; Numididae. The record is from RefSeq and is a predicted model, not a curated record. The transcript is spliced from 26 exons. Gene Ontology annotation, cellular component: nucleus. Bases 147 to 7325 code for a protein of 2392 amino acids. Gene Ontology annotation, biological process: cell division; attachment of spindle microtubules to kinetochore; protein localization to kinetochore.
GCGCGCAGGCGCGGCGGUUAGGUUUGAAUCGUGAGGCGGCGGCGGCGGCGGCGGCUUGGCCCGAUGGGCGCUGAGGGGCCGGGGGUCGGUGGCGGAGAGCGGUUGUGAGUGCGCUGUGUUUUAUAGGAGAAACGCUUCUUGCAGAAAUGGACAAGAUUUACGUGGACGCUAACGUGGAAAAUGAUAAUACAGAGCACAUCAGAGGAAAACGGCUAUCCUCUAUUUUAAAGGCUCCACGGAAUCCUCUUGAUGAUCUGGGAAAUGGGAAUGAGCUCACUCAGGAUUUCAAUAUAGAAAAACGUAGGAAAAGCUCUCGACGUGUCAGCUUUGCCAACACCAUAAACUGCAGGGUCUUCCAUCGAGAUCUUAAGAAUAAUGCGGCGGAGGGAGAAAAUGAAGAGAGCACAGGAGAUACGGAGAAUCACGUCCUGCUCAAUCAAAAUGAAGAACCCGAAGCUGUUCCAUGUGGGAUUACUGGGAUGAACACUUUGCUUCAUGCCCCUAUCCAGUCACUGGCACAGGAGACCGAGUGCCGUGAUGCGGACAAUGCUAUUCCGAGAACAGAUCGGCCUGAUACAACACUCAUCUUCUCAGAUGAAAAUGAGAUGGAUAUGACAGCUAGUCACACUGCAGUGAUUGCACGUAACCUGAAAAACAAUGAAACUGACAAAACCGAGAAAAUAGACAUCGUGUCAUUUCUGGCUGAGUUAAACUCUAUCAGCGGAAAGGCAGGAAUGAGCAAAGAUUUUCAUUUUUCCUUUGAUCUUACAGACCGUUCGUGCCCGUCUUUUGAACAGAAGGAAGAUGCUACUGCAGGAAAGAAAAUAAGUUCCAAAGAAUUUUCGAUGAACUUGAACUCUAAUGAAAAAGCACUUAAUCCUAUUGAAGGACCUGAAAAAGAGAACCUUUUUUUGGUCCCUUCGCAAGUUUCAGAAAACGUGGCACAAUCGUCAGUGGAAUAUGCGUAUUCCCAUGAACAACUGGCCACCUGCAAUGUAACAAAAAUAUUUAGAGAGCAAGAUGAUGGAAUGGAAAUGACAAAAUGCCAAGCAUCUGAUAUUCGGAAUAUGCGUUCUGGUAUUUGUGAGGCUCCGACAGAGCAGUUACCAUGUGGAGAUGUUACUCAGGCGUUUGCGGACGAUGGAAUGGAUAUGACAACUAAUCACACUGCAAAAAUUCAUUUUCCCUUUGCCAUCGCAGGUAAUCAACAUUCAAACUUCCAAAAGGAUUUCUCUUCCAUGGAGCUCGAUAACUACUCUAUCGUACAGAGAACAUCUCAUCAGCAAUUAAUCAUAACGCAAGAGCCUCAACUUUGUACAAGCAAAAAAAUCAUAGAUGCCGAAGACGCAGUAGAUGCUACAACGCUGCAAGCUUUUACGCAGGAGACCGGACCGUUGUCUUCUAUCCCAGGAUCUGUUUCUUCUGAGACCGUCUUCCGAGAUGAUAAAACUGUUGUUUUUUCUCAGUGCGAUGACAUGGAAAUUACUGGAAAUUACACAGAUGUACUCCAUAAUGAAAGUACCAAAGGAAUGAACAGUUCACGUUGUAAAGCUUUUGAAAAACCAGUUAACAGAAAUUCUUUGCUAGUAGAAAGAAUCCAUCCAGUAAGUAAUGACAAUACGAGAAGCCUAUCUUCAGAUGAUAGAACUUGUCUGUCACGUAGGAAUAGUGCGUGUGAACUAUCUUCGGGGUCAGAUGAACGAAAUGAAAGAGUAACCCACGACCACGGUACUGCUUCAUUGAACGUUGGUUUCAAUUCGUGUACAAAUUCAGUAUGUACCGGUUCCUCUAAGGGUACGCUUCAGCACAGACUAGCAAACUCGCUGCUCGUUUCACUACCAGGUGAGAAAACUGCAAUAUUUUCAGGAACAAAUACGGACUCGACUAAGAAUUGUGUCGGCGUGGGUAAUAGAAGGAAUACCGAAAAUGAAUUUCCUCCUGGAACGUCCGACUCUGUCACUUGCAAGCCACGUUUUCUUGACAGUAGGUCUGUAUCUUCUGAUUUAAGAGAGCAGGAAAAAAUGGAAAUAACUAAAUGUCAGACAGUUGUCAGCGGUGAUCAGAGCCUUGGGAUAACUGCAGAAGCAAAGCAAAUGCACUGUAAAAUAAUUCCAAGUAAGAACCAGAACGAUUGCUUUAGUGAUGUUGCACGUUCUUUGGAUAGGGACAAGGAAAAUCUUGAGACGAUCGGUAUUGAUGUGAAUAUUAGAAGAAACCAGGCUACAGAAAUGAAUACUAAAGGUGUCGAGGUGAUAACAGUCAGUAACAAGCUCGGAAAAACAAACCUUCAGGCUAGCGGCCUGAGCUCCUGCACAAAGAGCAUGCAUUCAUUCCAGGAGCAAAAGAGGGAAGUCCCUAAAAAUAUUGUCACCGACAACCGUGCAUUCGCAUCUUUGCAAAGUGAAAAAGUUUAUGUAACCCAGCCUUUGGGAAAGGAACUUCGAAGUUCUUCAGUUUCCUGCGCAAAUGACAAAAAAGCCGUGUUUUCGGAUGAUGAAAACAUGGACAUAACCAAAGCUCAUUCUUUGGUUGUUGCUCCUAUUAAUAUAGUACCAGAUAAUAGGAAUACUCGUGUUCAAAAUAACGUAAAAGCCAAUCAGCUGCAAAACCAGACCUUCCAGUUUUCUGAUAAUUCUGGUGUAGAUCGUACAAGUCAGAUUGCAGCAAUAGAACGCGGGGAUGUCAAAAUGAGCUCAAAUAAACAAACCGUUAGUCAUUUAGCUCCAAAUGGUUUCUUUGUUUCCAGUAACGAGCUUGCUCCCUCUGGAAAUAAAAGAUAUUCACAACCUGGAAGAAUAUUGGGAAUAAUCUCAGACUGCCAAAACUCUGACAGGCAAGAGAAAACCGAUCCUAUGACGGUAGUGAACAACGUAUCGUCAACUGGAGGAGAUUUUGAGGGAGAUUUUGUGAUCAGUGAAACAAUUUCUCCAAAAGAGGAUUUUAAUAAUCCUCGGUCAGGUAAUGACCUGCACACGAGGGGCGUCAAAGAGAGGUCGCUAGCCAAUAAUUCUGAACGACAUCAGGGAAGUUCCCAGUUGCCUUCUUUUUUAGAGAAGUCGGUUGUAUUUCCCUCUGGUGAAAACAUGGACUUGACCGAAAACUGUGCGGUAGUGGCUCCUCAUCAAAAUGUCUGUGCUAUGUUACCCGGAAGAAAAGCAGCACCAGGGCAUACCAAAGAUAAAAGUCAAACAACCUUAAAAAAAGAGGUAGCAGUGACAAACAGUCAGGAGCAGCCUGGUUGUGGUACGCGCUUCUUGGUAUCCGAUAAGAAAACAUCAACUGUGACUGGGAUAAAGCAUUUGCUUUCUGCAAAUGAGAAAACUACCCUCUUUUCAGAAGAUGCUGAUAUGGACAUCACUGGAAAUCAUACAGCUUCAGCAGGCGACAAAACAAUUUUGCAUCCUAGAAUUUUAAACCAUGACACAUCCUUCAUUUCUGAAGAUAAAACUUGUGUUUUUACACAAAAUAAUGACAUGGAAAUAAGUAGGCUUGAUUCUGUUGCAACUGAUAACUCUGUGGAAAAGGCUGUAUCUCGACAGAUGGUUAGCAGAACUAGUGGAAGUAGAAGGAAAAGCCUGAAGGGAACAGUAGGGGAAAAGACUGUUUUAUUUUCACUGAGUGAGAAUAACGACAUGAGCGUCACAGAAGGACAUACGGCUGCAAUAAGCCACGAAAUUGACUCACAGAAUGGGGUAGGGCUUCGUUCUCCAUCUUCAGCUCAUCCCGUUAGAACUGUUAUGUUCGCAAGUAACCAGGUUGACGUAGACAUUAAGUCUUGCUCUGCUGAUAAAAUUACCGCAAAAGUUCCGUGCAGUGAUGCAUUGAACUCAGAUAAAGUUGUCGGACAGGAAGUUCCUUCAAACAGAGAAGCUACUACGUUUGCUAUGGAUGAUAUGGAAAUCACUAAGGCCCAUAAUGUUUCUUUAAAAGAAACUUUUCUGCAAGGUAGGCAACCCAAUCGGUCCGUUCCUUUAACUUCCUCAAUUAUGUUUACAAGUGAUCAGGCUGACAUGGAAAUGACUGAAUAUUGCUCUGUUGAUGGAAGUAUUGAAAGGGAUUUAUGUGAGGAUAGUUUAAAUCUGCCGAAGCACGUUGUACGGGAGGCAGCAGGUAGCAAAACAGUCAUUUUUUCUUUGGCUGAGAAUAUGGACAUCACUAAAACUCAUGCCGUACUAAGCGGCGAGAUCGGUGUAUGGAACGGAAGGCCCGUUCCGGCCACUUCUGCAGUUCCUGCUGCUGAUAAGACCGUUGUAUUUUGCCACAGCCAAGAUGAUAUGGAAAUAACUUCAUCGCAUACUGUUGCUGUUAAUAACAAUACUGAAGGACCCGAGAAUCAAAAAGCGUCAUGUAAAAGCACUCAGCGACCAGACUCGCAUAGUGCAUCAUCGCCCUCACACAGAGGUGAAGUAGAUUUUCUAGAAGUGAAAGACCUGAAUGGCGACGGUCAUAAAAAAUCUAAUACUGAGCCCUCCGUUCCUUCUGCUUCGUCAGCCUCGGCGCUGCCUACUGAGAAAGGACUUCACAAGGUCCGUGAUGGCACAAUACCAGAUUCCGUUUAUCCCGUCUCAAUUCCAAAAGAUGCUUUGGAUGUCCAGGCACUACAGGAUUUUGGCCUUUCGGCGGAAAAUUCAAUUCCUGCAAACAACGAGCAGGAUCUUGUACGUCCAGGAACAGUGAAAUCAAGGAGAGUGUCUUUCAAGCUGCCGGGUAACGACUCCUUGGAUUGCGGUGAAGAAAGCGGAGUUGCGGUAUCCCACAUUUUUCUUCCCGCUCAGCAGUCAGAUUCUUUGAAGGGUCCUCCAGAUGCGCUUAGUGCUCAGAGAAAUCAAGUUUCGAAAGAUGAUGCAUCUAGACAUGAAGGUCUAGCUACAGAUUUAGCUGCGGACAGAGCAGGUGUUGUUCCAGUUUCUAACGAGGAGUCGGAGGAAAACGUGCUGUCAGCUGAAGGAGAGGCAACAGAAUUCCAAUUAAACUCUGAACAAACUGAGCAACUUUCAGUCAGUGACAGUCUGAGAGAUCCAAUAGAUUCUACUCUCGCACCUAAAUUAUCGGGUAUUUUAAAUGUUUGUUCAAAACUGGAAAAUAUUAGAAGGAAAUCUGUGGUUGUUUCUGAAACUGUUCUUUCUGACCGCUUGCAGAAGUUACCAACUCAGCCAGAGGAUACCUUGAGGUUAGGAAAAAAGAGCAUAAAUGAACAAAACGUAUGUUAUGCCAGAGAGCAGGAGAAUGCGUGUCUUGAAUCGGGAGCUGCUCCCAUAGAUGCAAAUUUAGAUCUGGCACUUAAGGACAAAUAUAAAGGAAGAAAUGUCCCUCUAGGUAUCUUUCAACCUAAACUGCCGAACAGAAGAAAUCCUUCUGUUUCUAACGUGCAAGACAUAAAUGCAAAAUCUUCAGAGAAAGUAGAAUCACCAGUUCCAGAAGUGAAUCUAAACACCAUUAAAUCUCUGGGUUACGACAAUUUGAGAAGGCAGAACUUCAGCCCUUCUCAGUUUAUAGCAGAAGAAUUUCUUCCUGUCUGCCCGGAAGAAAUGGAUUCAAAUGAUUCUGUAAGCUCUGAAUUUGUGGAAGAGGCUCGCGAUAACAGAAACGAAAGAGAAAUCUCUCGCAAUGAAAUGAUUCAAGUUGAAGAGGCAAAAACUUGCAACAAUGCAAAAAGAGCUUUGAAACCAGCUGAGGAGGAUCUUCAGAGUCUAAAGAAGAUCAAGAUGGAUGAAAUCUUGGUUGGUGGGACCUCCCAGGACUUGGUGGUUACUUGUGGCACUCUACCUGAAAGCCAAGCAGAAGUUGCUGAAAGUGAAGAUUCUCCAAAUCUGUCAGCUAAGAACCCCGACUCUACUCACGCCAACAGCAGCAGCUCUCUAGAUUCUGUUAAGGCUGACACAGAAUUAACAAUUCAACGAAGCAGUCAAAUAGAGUCUCAGCUUCUCACAGAUAGCAUUUGUGAAGAUAAUUUGUGGGAGAAAUUUCAGAGCGGUGUCAUCACAGUUGGGGAGUUUUUUACUCUUCUUCAAGUCCAUAUUCCGAUUCAGAAGCCCCGGCAGAGCCAUAUUCCAGCCAGCUGUGCUGUCAGUGCUCCGCCUACUCCAGAAGACCUGAUUCUCAGCCAAUACGUGUACCGUCCCAAGAUGCGUAUUUACGAAGAAGAUUGCCAGGUUCUUUCUCAGAUGAUAGAUGAGCUAAAACAGUAUGUAAGCGUCCAGGAUCAGCCACUGGUGAACAUGAAUAAGAGUUUGUGGGAAGUAAUGAGAACCUGCUCUGACGAAGAGCUGAAGAGCUUCGGAGCAGAACUGAACAAAAUGAAAUCCUAUUUCAUCAAGGAAAGUAAAAUCCUGGCUCACAAUGAGAAAGAGGCCUUAUACAGCAAAUUGCUGCAGAGCGCACAGGAACAAUAUGAGCGGCUACAAUCAAGAAUAGCAAAUGUGGCUGAUUUGCUCACGGAGGCAGAAAGUUGUCUUGCAGAUCUGGCAGCAGAUUCUGAAUGGGAAGAAUGUGAAACAGACCGCAGUGAUGAUGAAAUGGAAGAAGAGGACGCAGAAUCAAGACAACUGGAAGAAGAAUUGGGAAGCCUCAGAGCUCAAGAAGAGGAACUUCAAAGAGAACUGUCAGAUCUGGAGGCUGAGAACGAGCAAAUACUCGCUCAGAUGAAGCAUCUACAGGAAAAAGAAAAGAGCUGCCAGGAACUCCUGGAGAGAUGCAACUUCACUGAGUGGGAGAUCAGCGAAUGGAGCGAACGACGGGCAGUCUUCAAUUUUCUUCACGAUUCUAUUGAACUCACUGUUGCAUUUGGAACUCCUGUAGAUGGUGAUGUUUUUGGUGAAAAUCCUUCCAGAAAAAUAGUUAGCCUGAGCUUUGAAUCUCUCUUGGAUGAGGAAAAAGCUCCGCCGUCCUCGUGUUUAGUCCACAGACUCAUAUUCCAGUUUAUUGAAAGUCAGGGAUGCUGGCAGGAAAAGUGUCCCACGCUGCAAUAUUUGCCCCAGAUGCUUCACGAUGUCUCUUUGGUGGUGAGUCGUUGCAGGAUCUUAGGAGAGGAGAUUGAAUUUCUCGAGAGAUGGGGUGGAAAAUAUAAUCUUCUCAAGACAGAUAUCAUUGACACAAAUGUGAAGCUUCUCUUCUCCACUUCCACUGCUUUUGCCAAGUUUGAGUUGACGCUGUCUUUAUCAUCCAGCUACCCAGCUUCGUCGCUGCCUUUCACCGUGGAAAAAAAAAUUGGGAAUAUUGGACAUGAGGAAGUUUCUGCUGUUCUCUCCAAAGUACCUGUCGGUUACCACCAGCUCCGAAGAAUGGUGAGCUCGAUUCAUCAAAAUCUGCUCCAGGGUCCCCGGUGAUUGUUUAGGUCCGCGUACGGGACUGAAGAAGCGGGAUGUUCUCCGACGUAAGCAUCUUAAGAAUGCGAGGUCUCUCUCACCGGUGGUCCUGGCUUCCUUCGAUAGUCUUCCCUACAACGGCUAUUCUUAUUACGUAGCUUGUUAAUUUUGCUCUAGAUUGAUUUACAGAGCUCCCGUAUAAAACGGUGAUGGUGAAUUUCUGAAUUACCACGUCUGGAAUUCAUUUUCACUCUCAUUAUCUCACUGAUGUUCUAAAAUAUCGUGUCAGUUUGAAUCGUCAUCAGCUUCCCGGAACCUCUCCCAGAAUGCAGAAAUGAUAGUGUUGCUUACGAUGAACCUAAUAACCGGCAAUAAUUAGACAGCUGGCCAAAAUUGGAAAGACCUGUGACAGGCAGACUCCAGAUCCCCGUGCUUAAUCAUGAACUUCCGGGUGCCACGGACUCAAAACCGCCACUUCGGCCUCCGUGAGUUUUUCAAAAAGCUUGUUCUGCUACUCGGUGUGCAGGUCUUCCUGGUGCAGUACAGCCUCCCUCCUGCUUUUUGUCCGUUGUCCGAGGAGGUAACGACAAACUCAGCGAGAAGACCGAGCUAUUGAAACGUAGGAGGCAUCUUUUAAUAUCACCGGUGCGGUCCAGAUGGAUUUUGUGUACAGUCUGUAUAUUCCGUAGGUUGAGAUGUUGAAAUUGAUGUAACCCUGAUGAGUCGAUAGCAUCGGCACGCCUACUGUUUCUACGCUCUCCAUUCUGUAGGCAGAUGCUAUUUUUUUUUGUACCUCUGUAAAAUACAUUGAGUUCAACAGUGUUUCCACGUGUUUGAAGAGUGUGUGGAUUGUCUUUUUGUAAUUUUUUCCUUCUGUUUGGAAGGUGGAAGUUCAUUAAAGGUUUGAAUUCUCAUCGUUCUUUCUUCGAGUUGUGUGUAUCGACUGCUCUGUUUAAACUGUUGUCUG